Molecule: messenger RNA, 2262 nt
Organism: Penicillium argentinense
Lineage: Eukaryota; Fungi; Ascomycota; Eurotiomycetes; Eurotiales; Aspergillaceae
Product: putative amino acid transporter
Exons: 2
Coding region: 1-2262 (753 amino acids)
Biological process (GO): amino acid transmembrane transport
Molecular function (GO): amino acid transmembrane transporter activity
Source: RefSeq, a predicted model, not a curated record
AUGGACAACGGAGAGAGCUCCUCAUUGAACCCGCCCCGGUCGAUGCCUAUUUCCACCUCGUCCAUUCGAUCCACGUCGCCGGCGCCGGAGGCAAACCGACAGGCCUCGAUUGCUCGACUUGCGUCGCCGAUCCCUUCGCCAUCGCUGGGGACUUCGCUUUCAUCUCGACCAGGAGUCCCCGCCAACCGCUCCGUCUCCAUAUCAAACACCAACACCGCCUUCAACACCGAACAAAAUUUCCGAUAUGUGGACAACCCGUCCUCGCUCCCGGGUCCCGGUCAGUCCAUGAUUGCUUCUCAGCUGCAAGAGAGCUUCGGCCGCUCGCCCCCGAACUUCGGGACUCCAUCCCGGGUGGCUGCGUCCCCCGCGCUGCAAGCGGUUCACGAUAACCGACCUGUAGGCUCUCAAUAUGGCUCCUUCGACACCAAGAACGACUACGAGUCAAAUGGGCCGGCACCAUUUGAAGAUCCGGAAAUUGUGAGGAGACAUCUGGUUAUGCCACCGAAUGUCUCGGAAAACCGAGACGCCCCCUCGGAGCUGGGGACCAGCAUCGGCGACGACGAAUUCUCCAGCUUGCAGCUCCAGGGUGGGGAUAUCACCCGGCAAGUGUAUAAGUGGGCCGAGGAUGCGGAGGCUGAGGCCGCAGGUCGUUUCGCCCGCAGCAAGAGUUUCAGCGUCAGUCGGCCUACCCCUGAGGUAGAGACAGAAGAUAUCCACACGAUUCGGGUUCCUGGUGGUUUCCGUCGAGAUUUCCUGCGUAGAACGGCGGGAAGCCCGCAUCGUGGAAGUACUCAAGGGUCAACUACGGGAGGAGCUCCAGCACCUCCUCAACUUCCCACGACAAGCUUCAUCGAGUUUUUAACACUUUAUGGUCAUUUUGCCGGUGAGGAGUUAGAGGAAGAUGAUGAGGUGCUUGGUCCAGAUGAGUACUUUUCAUCGGACACCUGGGAUGAGCAAGAUGAAAGCAGACAGUCUGGGGAAGAUGCUGCACUGCUUCAAGGGGACAUUGCCGGUCGUCGAAAGCGCAAGCAUAAACAGCGUGCCCCUGCUGGCAACACUACCACAACCGGUGCGGUCAUGUUGCUCCUCAAGUCUUUUGUGGGAACUGGAAUUUUAUUCUUACCCCGCGCAUUCUUGAACGGAGGUAUGCUGUUCAGCAGCAUGGUGCUGCUGGGAGUCUCGUGUCUGAGUUACUAUGCCUUUAUCCUGCUAGUAAAUACUCGCAUGAAGAUCGAAGGCUCCUUUGGUGACAUUGGCGGAAUCUUGUACGGGAAACACAUGCGACGCAUCAUCCUGGGAUCGAUUGUGCUGAGUCAGUUGGGAUUCGUUUCGGCAUAUAUCGUUUUCGUUUCACAAAACCUGCAGGCGUUUGUCCUUGCCGUGAGCAAGUGCAAGUCCUUCAUUGACAUCAAGUUCAUGGUGGUGAUGCAACUGGUCAUCUUCUUGCCUCUCUCUCUAAUCCGCGAUAUCAGCAAGCUUGGGUUCACCGCACUCAUCGCAGACGCGUUCAUCCUGCUGGGUCUGCUGUAUAUCUAUUACUACGACGCCAAUACCCUUAUUGGGAAUGGCGGCAUCUCGGAUAUCGUCGACUUUAACCCGGCCACCUGGUCUAUGUUCAUCGGAACGGCGAUUUUCACCUACGAAGGUGUCGGUCUCAUCAUUCCCAUCCAGGAAUCGAUGAAGCAGCCCCAUCGGUUCCCUGGUGUUCUUGCUGGCGUCAUGGUUGUUAUUACUUUGAUCUUCCUGUCGGCCGGCGCUCUGAGCUAUGCUGCCUACGGAUCAGCCACGAAGACAGUCAUUCUCCUCAACCUGCCUCAAGAUGACAAGUUUGUCAAUGUGGUUCAGCUCCUUUACUCGCUGGCGAUUCUGCUGAGCACACCAUUGCAACUCUUCCCUGCCAUCCGUAUCCUCGAGAAUGAGCUGUUCACCCGCAGCGGCAAGUACAACCCAUUUAUCAAGUGGAAGAAGAAUGCCUUCCGGUUCUUUUUGGUUAUUUUGUGCGCUAUCGUCGCUUGGGCUGGUGCCGAUAAUCUAGACAAGUUUGUCGCACUAGUCGGAAGCUUCGCUUGCGUUCCCUUGAUCUAUGUUUACCCGCCCCUCCUUCACCUUCGAGCCUGUGCCAGAUCUCGACGCCAAGCAAUUGCCGACAUGACCCUGGCUGUUUUUGGUACCAUCUGCUGCAUUUACACAACCGGACUCACUCUUCAAAACUGGGUUGGAGGCGAAGUUGCCCCAAGCCCUGGCUACUGUGAUUCCGUUUAG